ACAGUUCAACUUAUAGAACAUAUUUAUAAACUCAAAUUUCAAUAUUACAACUUGGCCUAUCUUUUUCUGUACCUUCGUCCUAUCAAUGUGGUGAGCCAAUCCUUCUGUUAUCUGUAUAUAACUAUAUAUGUUCACAGCUCAGGUUUAAUAGAAGAUCACACUAUUGGGACACUUGAAGUUGAUUUUGCAAAUAAAUAUCUAGGAGGUGGUGCUCUAAAUAAAGGUUGUGUGCAGGAAGAAAUUCGCUUCAUGAUCAAUCCCGAACUGAUUGUUGGCAUGCUGUUCUUGCCUUCGAUGGCAGACAAUAAAUCUAUAGAAAUUGUCGGAGCAGAGAGGUUCUCUGACUAUACAGGGUAUAAACUGUAUGCCUCUUCAUUUCGGUUUACUGGUGACUAUGUGGAGAAAAGGAAUGUUGGUUCCCUUGGAAGACGUAAAACCAGAAUUGUUGCCAUAGAUGCUUUGUGCAGUCCAAGAAUGAAGCAGUACAAACUUAAUUACCUUCUUCGGUAUGUAAAUUUUUGGUUUUGAUUCACAUUAUGUUAUACCAGGUUUGUAGAAAAAUGAAUAGUAAAAUAGAUGACAGCCGGUAGGACAGAAAAUUACUAUUAA
Molecule: messenger RNA, 609 nt
Organism: Hibiscus syriacus
Lineage: Eukaryota; Viridiplantae; Streptophyta; Magnoliopsida; Malvales; Malvaceae
Product: poly(ADP-ribose) glycohydrolase 1-like
Exons: 3
Coding region: 250-528 (92 amino acids)
Biological process (GO): ATP generation from poly-ADP-D-ribose; regulation of DNA repair; carbohydrate metabolic process
Cellular component (GO): nucleus; cytoplasm
Molecular function (GO): poly(ADP-ribose) glycohydrolase activity
Source: RefSeq, a predicted model, not a curated record